This is a messenger RNA of Prorocentrum cordatum, 3627 nucleotides long. NCBI's taxonomy places the organism in Eukaryota, Dinophyceae, Prorocentrales, Prorocentraceae. The record is from the annotation of a GenBank genome assembly.
AUGUCCAAUGCUUCUCAGAGGGCCAGGUCGGAGCCGCGGGCCAAGGGCGGCGGCAAGGCCAAGGGCAAGGGAGUUGGCAAAGCGGGCAAGACCAACGCCACGUCCGCUGCCAAGCAGCGGAGGGCUCAGGCGCAGGUCCGCGACGCCGAGCAGUGGCUCCAGGCUUGCCGCGAAGAGGAGCUGCGCGCGGGGGAGGCACUCCUGGCGUGCAACCUGGAAGUGGAGGACGCCUACAAGGCCGCCGCGCCAAAAGGUAUCCAGGUGCAGGCGCAGGCGGAGCAGCAGCAGCCAGGAGUUGAACCCAAGCCAAUCGUCGGGCUCAACGUCACGGCGCUGUUGGCGGAGGACUUCCAGGUCGAAGCGGGCGACGCCUUCAAGCUCGACGAUCCCGACUUGGACAUCACAGAUGCCGAGCGCGAGGAGUUCAGCAGGUCCCUGCAGAGCUUCGUCGACCAGGUCAAGCAGCACGUCCGCACCACGUUUGGGGACGCCAAGGCGCAGCUGGAGCAGAGGCGCAGCGAGAUCGACGCCGAGCAUCAGCUGCUUCUCGCCAGGCGGCGGCAGCAGGCGAAGGCGAUCCGCAGGCAGCCGCGGCAGCUGCCGCCGCCCCCAGCCAGGACGCAGCCCCUGGGCGGCCACCUGGGGACGGCGCUGCUGCUGCUGCUGGUGCUAGCCUUGCUGAGCCACCCAGCCUGCGCGGCCCAGAUGGCCCAGCCAAGCUGGAGCAGCUCUGGCGAGAGCUGGCCCAAGCCACACCCGUCCCAGCGGACGUCACUGCGUGAGCCUCCCACGCGGUGCCCAGGAGGUGAGCCAGGGGCCAGGCCCAGCGCCCCACGGCUGGCCCGCGUGGGCAGGCGCGAGCAGGGCAUCCUGGCCACCCGCAGGCGGCGCAGGGCGAGGCGGUGGUGCCUCGCACCGCGCCUGGGAGCCUCCCCUCAGGACAGCCGCCACUGGAACUCGGUCUCCUACAUCUUCCACCAGCGGGGCUCCCUGGAGCACACCGACAUGCUGGACGACCUGGCGGCAGCCCCAGGCAGCGGCGUGCGCACCGCAGAGAGGGGGAGUUUCGCUCAGGAGUUGUGCGACGAUGCUUGGAGUCAUCCGUGGAGCAUCGUCUACAGGCGACUUCUACGGCAGAGCGUGGAUGACUGGCAGGCAGCUGAGGAGGCCGCCUACGAGAAGGAGGCCAACCACAGCAUGGUCUGGGACGUCAACCUACAGUGCUGGAGCCUCCUUACCGGCCAGGCCCCCCAGUUCGCCAAGGGCCCACUGUCCCCAGACGACGGUCCCCAUCGGCAGUCCGUGACGCUGGAGGCCCAGGAGCCCGACCCCGGCCACGACCCUGCUGGAGGAGGCUGCCUGGAUGUUGGCCGGCAGAGCGAGGCGAACUUGACGGCCAUCAGCGAGGACAGCGGUGGCAGGCCCUUCACCUUCCACAGCCUCAACGCCAGCCUCAGUUGGGGCAACGGCGUGGCGUACCUCCAGGGCGCGGCACACCAGCAGAGGUCCGAGGGCAGGUUUCUGUUCAAGGCUUUCCAGGAGCACGGCAAGCGACACUUGUGGGCCGAGGAGAGCGCGAGGGUGCGCCAGCUGGGAUGGAGGGCCCUGCCAGUUCCAGCCACCCACGGACCGAGCGGGCGCGACUCGGUGGGCGUCUUGCAUGUUGUGCCUGCAUGUGUCAGCGUCACUCUUGCGCCCGAGCAGCGACACUGGGACAUCUCUCCCCCAGGAGGUGCGGGCAGGCUUUCGGUGGCCACGAUCGAAGCCAAACACAGUGGCGAGUUCUUGCUUUACUGUGCUUCCCGCGUUACUGGUCAGAGGUUUUCGCCUGUGGGCAACGUGGCUAGUUUGGUCGGUUUCAUCGUGUGGGCGGUCAAGCUCCAGCUACCUUUGAUCGGCGUCGCGGUUUGGGAGAACCUCCCUGAGCAUCUGGAGCGCUCAACGUGGCCGUCGCGGGCGCUCCUGGACGAGGAGCUGGUCCUUGGCACGGGCACCCGUGCCGCUACUAUGCUGGCCGACUUGGCCAAGCGCUACGAGAUGUUUCCUCCGCCGCGAGGGGGGGGGCUACAAGGCGCCGACGUCCACCUCGAUUUGCUGCAAGUGGGUCCCAAGUCGGUGGAGGUGGCGCUCCUCUACGCAGCCCGUAGCCGAGCCCCAGCUCAGUGGGCAGCGGCCAAGCCAGAUCGAGUUGCGCUCCUUCCUGCGCCAAAGCUGCCGCCCGCGCGGCAGCGGAUCAAGAGGCGCAAGCAGGACGGCUGGUUGCAGCACAACGCGGACGCGGUCAACCAAGCGGUGCUCGGUGGUUCCCCCUCGCAGGAGCCCCCUUUCAAGUCGGGCCAGGCGGACACGCCCUACUGCCAGCUCGGCGUCGACUACAACGAGUUCGGCACCAUGCAGCUCUACCACUGGCAGUGCGGCCGCAGUCCGACGUCCGCCUCAGUGCGGGACCAGCUCACAGCGUACAACGCGGUUCCCACCUUUCGAGAUGUCUGUCCCCUGCUUCAGCAGCAGAGCGCCUCCAUCCGCAACUUGCGCGAUCGUCUGAGGCACUACGUGUUGCUGGAAGGUAUCGAGGAGCUGCAGAAUCUCUUUGAAGUCUUCACCUCCCGCGAGAGGCAGCACGAGGAUGUGCAGGAGCUCUCAGCUUGGCAUAUGUGGUGCAGUCACCAUGCCUCCUACAUGGAACGGCAGAUCGGCGUGGAGCGGCGCCAGUCCCUCAAGCAGCGUUUGGAGGACGACUUACCUGGUUCGCAAGGGCUCAUUCACAGCAGACACAGUCACUUCGCAGACGUUCGGGCUAAAGGAAGGGCUGACCUCAGCGUGCCGCCAGAGGGGGUCGUGUCGCAGCUCAAGCAGGAGCUCAAGGCCACCAAGCGCAUGCUGGAGUACUGUGGUCCUCUCAGGGCCCUCCCCGGCGAGGCCAAGCUGGCCGUGCCUCGCCCUCGGCUGCAGCAGCAGAGCGCUUACGCGCCCCCGACAGCCCGCCCCAAGGCGGCGCCCAACCAGCCACGCGUCCUGGAGGCUUGCCGGGGAUACCACAAGUGCGUCAACGGUGGCAAGGUGGCGCGCACUCAGCUGGCGGCCGUUCAGCUGCAAGAAGGUCGUGGUCGACUCCAAGGGCUCCAGGCUAAGGUCAAGAGUGCCGUCAAGAGGGGAAGUGUGGCGGUCCCCCUGCUGGUGGCAGCUGGCGCCACUGGCCGCGCCGUGCGCCAGCGCCCAGACCACGAGGCCCAGGACGAGGAGCUGCGCCUGACAGACCAGACCCCCCCGCAGGGGCCGCCUGCUCAGGUCCAUUGGGAGCCAGUGGCAGCAGCCAGGGCGGCCUUGAGCAGGAUGAAGGCAUUGCCAGACGGGCCUGGGUGCAUGGGCGUGCCGCCCCCCGAGCUCAUCCCAGAGCACCACGUGAGGUCGAUCACAGACGACGCGGUGGUUUGGGCGUCUUUCUGGAUCGACAGGUUCGACCUGGACGUCCACCUCAACGAGCGGGUCUACUGCACGUGGUGCUCCGAGUACUUGGAGGUGUUUGUGGGCACCGCCGCCUGGACCCCCGUCCGAGAGCACCUCCUCAGGAGCAACCCUGGGCGCACGCUGCGGCAGACCGUCGUCGACCUGCGUGCCACGCCCUGA